AUGGGUGACUCAAUCUGUGAGAUGACCACUAAAUUUGCCAAGCUGGAGAAGUUCGAAAGUGUCGACUUCAGGCGUUGGAAGAAUAAGAUGCACUUCAUGCUGACUACUCUGAAAGAAACAUACAUGUUGACUACUCUAAGACCAACGGAGUCUGAUGAAGGUGUUGUUGAGACAAUUGAAGAUAUAAGAAGGAGGCAAAAGUGGGACAAUGAUGACUACAUCUGCAAAGGUCACAUUCUGAACGGUAUGUCUGAUGCUUUAUUUGAUAUGUAUAGUGAAACCUUGUGUGCCAAGGAAUUGUGGGACACCCUUGAAUUGAAAUAUAUCACCGAGGAUGCUUCUAGCAAGAAUUUUCUGGUCAGUGACUUUAACAAUUAUAAGAUGGACGAUGAAAGUUCUGUUACUGAACAAUACAAUGAACUCCUUGGCAUAUACGGUCAGUUUAAACUGCACCGUAUGAAUAUGGAUGAAUCCAUUAUUGUGUCAACCAUCAUUGACAAACUACCUCCAUCCUGUAAAGACUUCAAACACAACUUGAAACAUCAAAAAGAUGAAUUGUCUUUGGUUCAACUUGCUAGUCACAUUCGUAUUGAAGAAUCUCUCUGUGCGAAGGAAAGUGACAAAUCUGAAAAAUCCAAAGGAAAAGUUGAAUCUGGAUAG
Messenger RNA from Lactuca sativa (garden lettuce), 660 nucleotides. RefSeq lists its product as uncharacterized. The record is from RefSeq and is a predicted model, not a curated record. Lineage: Eukaryota; Viridiplantae; Streptophyta; Magnoliopsida; Asterales; Asteraceae.